This is a messenger RNA of Botrytis porri, 3109 nucleotides long. RefSeq lists its product as uncharacterized. Gene Ontology annotation, biological process: transmembrane transport. Gene Ontology annotation, molecular function: transmembrane transporter activity. The transcript has 4 exons. NCBI's taxonomy places the organism in Eukaryota, Fungi, Ascomycota, Leotiomycetes, Helotiales, Sclerotiniaceae. The record is from RefSeq and is a predicted model, not a curated record. Gene Ontology annotation, cellular component: membrane. Bases 1111 to 2958 code for a protein of 615 amino acids.
UCGACAUCAGUUCUGACUUCAAUCGAAAAGGAUGAGACGUGACUCACGUGGAGGCUAGGUACAAAAAGCCACACCGAUACAAACUUCGUCUUCAACUUGAACCAACACGUCAAGUCCUCUCCUUGCCACGUGCUUGCAUUAGCAUCGUCUUUUCUUCGGCUCGACUGGUGGGACAUUGUCGCUAUCAAGCGGAUAUAUCGGCACAAAGCUUGGCAAACCGCCCUCUUCCCCUCCCACUUUACCACUCUACCAGACAUACCGUAUACCCCAUCAAUCAUCACACCGUCUUCUACAAUGAAUCGUACCACCGACACUUUCUCAAUAACGCCAUUCAAUAUUUAUUUGUGUUGUAUUGCAUACUGCAUACUGCAUACUGCACACUGCUGAUUGCUCAUUGCACCAGGACGGACUUUCAAUUCCCCUCCCCAAAGUAUCGAAAGAUAUUCCAACGUCCAUGAACUCUGGAGCGUUCUCAUCGUGGUUCUCUCUCCGUGGAGCAUGUGAUCUUGAUCAACCUCACGUAAAGCGUUUGGAUGCCUCAGAUGCCCAUGAAGUUCGUAUCAAAAGUGGAAACAUGAAAACUGGAAGAUAUGACAGGUCUCUGACAGUCAGCAUUUGAGAACUGAGCUACCAGUUUUUACUCACUCACUACCUUGACCCCUCGACGAACCUACUCCGUACUAGGUAGGUACUUGUACCGGUAUACUAGCUACUGUUUGAGCAAGAUUGGCCCGGAGGACAAAAAAAGCUUGAGCGAAAUUAGUGGCCGCGAUGGAUCUGCGUGAUGGAACCGGGGUAGGGACUAGAUUGCCUAAUUGCGAGGUUUGUCAUCUCGACCUUGAAAGAUACUCAAUGCCCACAAUUUUCACAUGAUGGGUGCAUUCGCUUUUUCUCAUUCAUAAAUGAUUCCCUUCCCAUCGGAGAAUGGUUGGCAUUUUCAAUAUCUUUACUUGCACACUUACUCACUACUGUCCUUAGUACUUCUUACUAAAUCGAAGUUUCAUGAGCAGAAUAUCAAAGCGCAUUGUGCACCUCUUCUUAAGUACGUUUGGGUGACAAGAAUAAGGGAAAGACUUGUUUUCUCAAAAGUCUCUGGACAAUCACUUCACUAUGACGGACAAUACGGGCCUUGAGAAGGAUGAUCUCCAUGAUUUCAAAUCCUCCAAUACAGCUUCUGUAACUCUCGCAUCAUCACUAUCAGAUCAUGAAAACCACUACCCUCCGCUCUCGCAUGCGCCUUCUAUCACAUCUUUAUCAUCCGAUUCGAUCAAUAGUGAUCCUCUUGCUCCUCUCGAGCAGGCUCUCACAGCGAACCUUGAAACGGCUGCUGAACAACUUGCACAUGCUCAAUUAAGUUACACGAGGACCGGUACAUCAUUCGCCACUACUGGAUCACGAAAUCCAUCAUUCGAAAUUGAUUUCGAAGACAAUGAUCCUGAUGAUCCGAAAAAUUGGCCUUUGUGGUAUCGAUCUUAUACAAUUUUUGCCGUGAGUUUUGCAACAUGGUCUACGGUGUUGUAUAGUUCGUCAUAUACAUCCAGUAUGCCCGGAAUGAUGAAAGAAUUCUCCGUCACAAGUAAACCACUAGCGACGUUGGGUGUGACCACAUAUUUACUGGGAUUGGCGACUGGUAGUUUGGUUCUUGCACCAUUGAGUGAGAUUUGGGGUAGAAGACCAGUUUAUAUUGGAUCUCUGGCUUUCUUCUCUUUGAUGGUUUUACCGUGUGCUUUAUCAACUUCAUUAGGGGAGGUCUUGGGUGUUAGGUUUGUUGGUGCGCUUGCAGGUGCUGCUAUGAUAUCAAACUCUCCUGGAACAGUUGCAGAUAUCACAACCGACCAAUACCGUGCAUUGGUUUUCAGUAUCUGGAGUAUUGGGCCAAUGAAUGGUCCAGUAACAGGCCCCCUCAUUGGUGGGUUCGCUGCAGAAUACCUAGGAUGGAGAUGGACAAAUUGGAUUGUGAUGAUACUUUCCGGAUGCGCUUGGAUAGCUUGCGGAUUUGUUAAGGAGACUUAUGCACCAGUCAUCUUGAUCAAGAAGGCAGCAAAAAUGCGCAAGGAAACGGGCGAUGAGCGAUAUUGGUGUCGAUACGAUCAAAAGAAGAGCUUCUAUGAGAUCUUGAAAAUCAAUCUUUCUCGACCAUUCGUCCUGAGCUUCACAGAGCCAAUUCUUUGGUUUUGGAAUACGUACAUUGCUGUCAUCUAUGGUAUCCUCUAUCUUUGUUUCGUCGCAUACCCGAUUAUUUUCACGGACAUGCGUGGAUGGAGUCUUGGCCAGACUGGUCUCGCUUUCCUAGGAAUCGGAUCAGGAACCAUGCUCGGAAUUAUCGCCGAACCGCUUAUUCGCAAAAUGAUCAACUCACAUAAGAAAGAUCCCGAAACUGGAAAAGUUCCACCCGAAGCUUCGGUCAGCAUUAUUUGUAUAGCAGCUGUUUUGUGUCCCAUCGGUCAACUCUGGUUUUCAUGGACUUGCGUUCCCAUCACCAUCCAUUGGAUCUGGCCCAUUCUUGCAGGGAUCCCCUUUGGAGCAGGAAAUACCUUGGUAUUCAUCUACGGAACCAACUAUCUCGCCGGCUCAUACGGUAUUUAUUCGGCAUCGGCAUUGGCAGGAAAUAGUGUUGUCAGAUCAAUUGUUGGAGGUACAUUACCAUUGGCUGGACCGGCGAUGUAUGGCGCGCUUGACCCGCAAUGGGCUGGAACUCUUCUGGGGCUAGUACAGGUCAUUCUAAUCCCAAUUCCUUUCAUUUUCUAUAAAUGGGGAUCCAGAAUUAGAGCGAAGAGUCCGUUGAUUAAACAGAUGAGGGAAGAACAGGAGAGAAAUGAUAAGAGAGUUGCUAGGGCGAAGAGAAAGGAGGAAAAGAAAGCGGCGAUGGAUACAGAAAAUGGAGGAGUGAUGGAGGCAGGUGAGAAAGACAUGGAAAAGGGAGAUGAGGUUGUGACUGGGACGGAAGAAAAGGCGUGAUGCCAUGAGUGUGGAUGAUCUUCGAGAUGGAUGUAUCGAUAAGGGAUGAGAUAAUGAUUGUAAAAGUGAUAUCAUGUAUGGAUAGUGUGCCGAUGAUACCCAGCGAUAGAAAGUAAUAGAAUAAUGUUUGAACUUAUAGUAUUUUAGGACU